GAAGGCUGCAGCCGUCCCAGAGGAGGCGAGGACGGGGCGGGCUUAGGGAGUCGGGGCGAGCCCGAGCUCGUCAAGCACUCGUGCGGCGGUGGUCGCUGGCGUCCCGCCGGCCAGCUCUGUGUCGCCCUGCACUGCUGCGGCCGCCGCGGAACCAUGGCUGUGCUCGUCGUGCUCUUGUCCUUCUUGGUGGCGGGUGUCUUAGGGAACGAGUUCAGUAUAUUAAGAUCACCAGGGUCUGUUGUUUUCCGGGAUGGAAAUUGGCCCAUACCAGGAGAGCGAAUCCCAGACGUGGCUGCAUUGUCCAUGGGCUUCUCUGUGAAAGAAGACCUUUCUUGGCCGGGACUCGCAGUGGGUAACCUAUUCCACCGUCCUCGGGCUACCGUUAUGGUGAUGGUGAAGGGAGUGGACAAGCUUGCUCUACCCCCAGGCAGUGUCAUUUCGUACCCUUUGGAAAAUGCAGUUCCUUUUAGUCUUGACAGCGUUGCAAAUUCCAUUCACUCCUUAUUUUCUGAAGAAACUCCUGUAGUUUUACAGUUGGCUCCCAGUGAGGAAAGAGUGUACAUGGUGGGGAAGGCAAACUCGGUUUUUGAAGAUCUCUCAGUAACACUAAGACAGCUCCGCAAUCGACUGUUUCAAGAAAACUCUGUUCUCAGUUCACUUCCCCUCAAUUCUCUGAGUAGGAACAAUGAAGUUGAUCUGCUUUUUCUUUCUGAACUGCAAGUGCUACAUGAUAUUUCAAGUCUGUUGUCUCGACAUAAGCAUCUAGCCAAGGAUCAUUCUCCUGAUUUAUACUCACUGGAGCUGGCAGGUUUGGACGAAAUUGGGAAACGUUACGGGGAAGACUCUGAACAAUUUAGAGAUGCUUCUAAGAUCCUUGUUGAUGCUCUACAAAAGUUUGCAGAUGACAUGUACAAUCUCUACGGUGGGAAUGCAGUGGUAGAGUUAGUGACUGUCAGAUCGUUCGACACAUCCCUUGCGAGGAAGACUAGGACUAUCCUCGAGGCAAAACAAGCGAAGGACCCAUCAAGUACCUAUAACCUCGCAUAUAAGUAUAAUUUUGAAUAUCCAGUGGUUUUCAACAUGAUACUUUGGAUAAUGAUUGCCUUGGCCUUGGCUGUGAUUAUCACUUCUUACAAUAUUUGGAACAUGGAUCCUGGAUAUGAUAGCAUCAUUUAUAGGAUGACAAACCAGAAGAUUCGAAUGGAUUGAACUUUCCUUAUGCCAACUUAGAAAAGGGGUUUGGAAAUUUUCGUUAUAAUAAAUCUUUUAGUGUGUAAAGUAGAUAGUAUAAAAAAGCAGAUUUGUGUUCUCUAUUUUGUGUGCCUGUGAUGAUGCUCUUUUAGAGCGAAUUAUAGCUGUGUGAUAUAGAUGCUCAAAUACUAUGAUUGAUAUAACCAUUUAAUACAAUUAAUUUCAUUCCAUUUAAUAUUUGGAAACAUGCACUGAAAUAAGUAUUUAUUUCAUAUAGGACAGUUUGUGUUGGGAAAAUGCACUGAAUUUGAAAUGCUUAAAAUGCUUAACUUACUUCCUUACACAGGACAGGUGAAAGUGAUAAUUGGACUGUUAUAUACUAUGAACAUGAACGUCUUAAUGUAAAUACCUCUGAAACGAGUAAAGGUUUUUAACUUCAAGCAGCUCUAAACUAUGUAUGUGCUUAUAUAGUCACUUAGAUUUGGACUUCCAUCUGAUUGACAGACUAUAGCCGUUUUUUAACCUCUUCCGAAUGGUCAGCUGUGGAUAUUAAAGAUAGAUACUACAUUGAUGUAACAGGAAGUAGCUUUGUGGAGUUAUAGAUGCUCGUAAUUACACACACAAACAUGUGGGGGACAUCGUGGGGCAUGAUUUCAGUAAUUUUUCCCCUUUUGUAAGUUACUCUGGUUAUUCUCUAGAAUGCUAAGUGGAAGUAGAUGCUCCCUACUUUUCAUGUGGAAGUGGACCAAUAAUAAAGAGUGGCAAAUAAAGUUAAUAAUGAUUCCAAA
Messenger RNA from Aethalodelphis obliquidens (Pacific white-sided dolphin), 1979 nucleotides. RefSeq names its product ATPase H+ transporting accessory protein 2 (gene ATP6AP2). Gene Ontology annotation, molecular function: signaling receptor activity. The coding region runs from base 154 to 1209 and encodes 351 amino acids. The transcript has 9 exons. The record is from RefSeq and is a predicted model, not a curated record. Gene Ontology annotation, biological process: positive regulation of Wnt signaling pathway. NCBI's taxonomy places the organism in Eukaryota, Metazoa, Chordata, Mammalia, Artiodactyla, Delphinidae. Gene Ontology annotation, cellular component: membrane; external side of plasma membrane.